This is a messenger RNA of Anastrepha obliqua, 3372 nucleotides long. Its product is annotated as sodium/potassium-transporting ATPase subunit beta-1. The transcript has 5 exons. Bases 579 to 1511 code for a protein of 310 amino acids. Gene Ontology annotation, cellular component: sodium:potassium-exchanging ATPase complex. Gene Ontology annotation, biological process: potassium ion import across plasma membrane; intracellular sodium ion homeostasis; intracellular potassium ion homeostasis. The record is from RefSeq and is a predicted model, not a curated record. Lineage: Eukaryota; Metazoa; Arthropoda; Insecta; Diptera; Tephritidae. Gene Ontology annotation, molecular function: ATPase activator activity.
UCAGCUCGCAGUCAGUUAUCGCGUUUCAUUGGAGCUGUUCGGUUCAGUUUAGCUCAGCAAUAGCCAACGUCUUCGUGGUCUUCAUUGUGGCCGAUAGUGAUUAGCUUGAGUGCGCGCGUCUUAAUCCCAAAAACCGACAAAACAAAAUACCUAGACAUCGGCAGGCGUUUAAAGCAGACAAAACAUCGUACACAAAGGCAAAAGAGUGCGGCCGAGACGCUUGGAGUCGCAUUGAGUAGCGUUGAGUUGAACAAUUCGAAACGAUUCUGCUGUGUAUUACGUUCGGAAAGUGGUUCAGUCAGUGAUCUUUGUCGGUUAGCGCUAGACGUACACGCGGAAGCUCGAAAACUCGCAGACAAACCAUAAAUCAAAAAAAAAAAUCUUACAACGAACUAAAAUUUUUCUCUACCAACAACAACUCAUAUUUGUAUUUCAUUGUAGGAAUACAAAUUUGAGUUUUUUGCCGCAAUAACCGUGAAAUAGAAAAGAAACAACAACAAUAACAAUACAGUUCGAUCAUUUUGAGCUUCUCGCAGUCGGAGUGUUAGUCGGUCAGUCGUCAAGUGAACGCGUGCAAAAUGUCGACAAAGAAGAAUGGCAAUGCCGUAACGGAAUUCCAAUUCCCUCAACCUAAGGAGAAGAAGACCUGCAUGGAAAUAAUCUACAAUAGCAAGGAUGGCACCUAUUUCGGACGCACACCCAAAAAUUGGGGUCAACUAAUGCUCUUCUACACCAUUUUUUACAUCGUACUUGCUGGUUUGUUUGCUAUCUGCAUGCAGGGUCUAUUCGCCUCGUUGAGCGACAAGGAACCAACUUGGAAGUUGGAACGUUCACUAAUCGGUACGAAUCCCGGUUUAGGCUUUCGCCCACUGAGCGAGGAAACCGAACGCGGUUCGGUGAUACAAUUCGACACAAAGAAGCCCGAGGAAGGACGCUAUUGGACGAGUUUGGUUGAUCAAUUUCUACAAAAAUACCGCAGCAGUGGCGAGAGGAAAUUCUGCCGCUUCAAUCAGACACAUAACGCCAAUCAGGUUUGUGUUGUCGAUGUGAACAGUUUUGGUCCAUGCUCACGCGAGAAUGGCUAUGGUUAUCAGAAUGGACGUCCAUGCAUUUUCCUGAAAUUGAAUAAGAUCUUCAAUUGGCAGCCAAAAUUCUUUGAUAACCCAAAGGAACUGGAUAAAGAAAUGCCUGUUGAUUUGAGGGAUCAUAUCGGAAAUUUAACCGAUGUAGAGCGUCAACAAGUUUGGGUAUCGUGCAACGGUCUGCAUGCCGUCGAUAAGGAGAGCGUGGGCGAAAUGAAAUUCUAUCCAGGUCGUGGCUUCCCCGCCUUCUACUACCCAUACCUUAACCAGCCAGGCUACCUCAGCCCACUGAUCGCUGUACAAUUCGAAAAGCUGAAACAAAAUCAAUUAGUGAACAUUGAGUGCCGCGCUUGGGCCAAGAAUAUCCAAUACAGCGGCAGUUUGAAUGCACGAACCGGUUCGGUAACUUUCCAGCUGUUCGUCGAUUAGACGACAACGCGCAGUUCAGCAACAGCAACAGCAACAGUAAAAAGCUACAAAGAGAAACGCAAAUAAUUAUUUGUACGCAACACAGCGACUUAGGAAAUGAACUCGUAAAAGCAAAAAAACACGAAAUGAAAGAGAGCAGAAAAAGCAAAUACUUACAUACGUAAAACAAAAAAAAAAAAACAAGGAAAUAUUUUUUAAUGUAAUUAUGGCGCAUGUAACGCUUAUCAUUUAUCUUAUUGAUAAGAAUUUUGCGCUAUAGCCUUUACAAUUACUAUCUGGAAUAAGCGAAUGCAAGGAAAAGCGGGAAUUUUUAUGAGUCGCACGAGUUGUUGUUGAAGCGAAAUUAAAGUAAAUAUUAAAGCGUUUAAAAAAGCUGAGAUAUCAAAUUUAUUUGUAAACGAGAACGUUUGAAGGAGUGGAAUGUGGUAAACGAAUGUUUUUUUUCUUGUUUUUUUUUCAUAAUUUUAAAUUGAAUUCAAGCGUAUUGAGAAAAAUGUAAAAUGUAGCUAUUGAAAAACUUAAGUAAAAAACGAAAUAAUGUAAUUUUUGCAUAAGUGUUGGUGAGUGGCAAAAGAAAAAAAAACAACAACAAAUGAGUAACAAUAAAAAUUGUUUAUUUGUAGUGAAAAGCGCAAAAACAAAAGUGGAAAAAAAUAAUAGCUGCAACAACAAAAUCAAAAUGUAUACACACAUACACACCCACACACACACACAUGUGCAUAUAUAUACGAUGGAGGUAUUUCAUUGCAAUGUACGCAAUUCGAAGAUAUUUUUUUAUAAGUUUACAAAUUUUACAACAGCAAAAAUUUUAUUAAAACUCGCGAAUGUAUUCAAAUGGAAAUUGCAAAAAUGUGCACACGUAUAGUAUAUACAUACAAAUAUAUAUAUAUAAAAAGAAAAAUGCAGUUAUCAGUAGCGAAAUAUGUAACGGAACACACGCAGCUGCAUGCUUUGUGUAUGCUUGUAUGCAUUUAUAAGAUACAUACCAACCGCAUACACACACCAACACAAAACACUCACACACACACACACAUAAUAAACAAAAGCAAACACCAACAGCAGUGAGAGGCUGCUUAUGAGUAUAUUAAAUUUUUAACUAUUAGUUUUUCUUAUUUUUUGUUGCUUUGCUAAGUUAAAAAUCUAAAAAUCUUACUUUCUAAGCUGAAUUAUGAGUAUUUAUGUAUGUAUGUAAAAAGUGUAAAUUAAAACAUAAACACAAAAAAUUUGUUUUUCUUUUUUUUUUGCUUUGUGAUGUUAAAUAUAUAUUAUAACCCUUUUCAAAAUUGAACUUAAAAUUUUUUAAAUUGUUUUCUGCUUCUUGUUUUCGGGAAAAUAUUUGCCAGCUGGUUACUUAAACCGUUGAUGCAAACUGUAAUGAAUUCGAUUAAAAUAUUGCACAGUAUUUUGUGUUGCUGUUGUUUUCUUGAACCAAAUUCGUUUUCUACCUUAAUCGUUUUUCAAUUCAUUCUGCAACACUGCUUAAUUUACUGUUAGUUUUACUGUUAAGUAGCUUUUAAAUGGCAUUAAUUUUGGGGCUUUCGAUUAUGAUUUGAUUUGAUCUCGAAAGCCUUUCAAUUGUUUUCCGUGCAUCUGGCAACACCAACAUACAAUACACAAGAGUUGAUUAACAUAGUAAGUGCAUUUAGCACAAUUAAUAAGCGAUAGAGAAAAAUUUACUGCAUAUUGUUCAAUCAAGCAUACAUACAAAUAAAAUAAAGUAAAAUAAAUAUAUAGGCUUACAAUAUUUGAAUUAAUUAAGUAAAAUAUUUAUUUAGUUAUUUCAAAAAUUUGAAAAAUUACAAUUCAUGUUAUUUGUACAAUAUCGUAAAAAUAAAAUUUUAAAACCUGAAAACCUACAGGA